This is a messenger RNA of Diprion similis, 1479 nucleotides long. RefSeq names its product neo-calmodulin-like. NCBI's taxonomy places the organism in Eukaryota, Metazoa, Arthropoda, Insecta, Hymenoptera, Diprionidae. The record is from RefSeq and is a predicted model, not a curated record. Gene Ontology annotation, molecular function: calcium ion binding; enzyme regulator activity. The transcript has 7 exons. The coding region runs from base 481 to 1242 and encodes 253 amino acids.
GCGAAGAAUGAAAUUACCUUUCCAUAUUCAGGCACGAGAGUCUGCGGUUUUCUUAUCAUAUUAUACGUGUGGUUACAUUAUACUUUGCUAGAUGGUAUAAGAGCUGGCAAAAGACCUCGGGUCACGUGUUUCACGCUUGUGUUAUUCUGUAGGUAUAGUUUCCGUGCGGUGUAGUUCGGUUUUCUGAAAAUCGUACGUGACUUAAUUUUGCCUUGAGACUUGCUAUCGUCUAAAAUCCAAACUUCUAAACUUGUACAGUGCAAUAUUACAACGUUUAAUGGGAAGCAGCCCAGUUUGGCUGGAUCACCGUACUUGAAACGAAACCUAAUUUACGCGAUAAUUUAUUCUCAAAACGUACUUCGGGAUUAUGACAGCCUCCUUGGAGUUGGGUUGACACGCUGGAAGACGCGGCAAACCAGCGAAGUCGUCGGUGGCAACGCGGGGGACGAAGUGGCGGGCGGACCAUCAUCAAAGGUACCAAUGAUUUCGUCAUCAUCGAUGCAGAUCGCAUCGCCGGACGAAACUUUGGAAAGUUAUGCCCUACCACUGCCACUUCCGGUCCCCGUGACGACGGUUCCGGGAAACGUGGGCUUCUCGACCUCGAAUACGCCGAGCACACCGUCGGGCGCAACGAGACUUCCGGCCAACCUCCUCCUCGCCCUACCUGCCACACCGCAACGUUCCGCCUCCGGCACCAAGGGCCACCAUGAAAAGGGGCCGAGGAGCACCAUCACCAAGGCACAAAUGAAAGAGUUCAGAGAGGCGUUCAGGCUCUUCGACAAGGACGGUGACGGCAGCAUCACCAAGGAAGAACUAGGACGAGUUAUGCGGUCCCUCGGGCAGUUCGCACGCGCCGAAGAGCUUCAGACAAUGCUUCAGGAGAUUGACAUCGACGGAGACGGAAACGUCAGCUUUGAGGAAUUCGUAGAAAUCGUAAGCAACAUGGGAGGAACGAGUGCGGAAGAAGCGACGGAAGAUCAAGAGGAAAAAGAACUCCGCGAUGCAUUUCGGGUAUUCGACAAACACAACCGCGGCUACAUCACCGCCUCGGACCUCAGAGCCGUUCUCCAGUGUCUCGGGGAGGAUCUAUCGGAGGAAGAAAUUGAAGAUAUGAUAAAGGAAGUGGACGUCGACGGAGACGGCCGCAUCGAUUUUUACGAAUUCGUCCAUGCGCUUGGCGAACCGGGGAUUGACGAGGACGAAGAGGACGAAGAAGACGAGCCCCAGUCCCCAGCAGACUAAAUUCUACUGUAUCUUCCGCUUCGAUCUUCUUAGAUAGAAUAAAUUAAAUAUUUGCCGUCGAUAAAGAGCAUCUUUGUGCACCACUGUGUCCCGAGGGAUCGCGAUCUUCAAUCUUCGACCUUCUGUGUGUGAAGGAAAUUAAAAGUUUUCGAAUUUCCCGAAAGUUAUUCAAUGUUUUAUCCUAACGGGGCCACAUCGGCAAUGGAUUUUGUUCAAAUAUUCUUUUGGUGAUAAGAG